Messenger RNA from Schistocerca gregaria, 11421 nucleotides. RefSeq names its product centrosomal protein of 162 kDa-like. Gene Ontology annotation, biological process: cilium assembly. Lineage: Eukaryota; Metazoa; Arthropoda; Insecta; Orthoptera; Acrididae. The record is from RefSeq and is a predicted model, not a curated record. Bases 150 to 4337 code for a protein of 1395 amino acids. Gene Ontology annotation, cellular component: centrosome; axonemal microtubule; centriole. The transcript has 15 exons.
GACACAACUGAAAAAACUGUCACAACGACCGGCUUUUGUUUACUAUCUGUUUAAUUUUGUGGUUCGAACGUAGAUUAGUAAUUUUAGUAUAGAAUGGUUGUAGUUUGUGUUUUUGUAUAUUGUUAAGUAAUUAAUUGACGCAGCUACAAAUGUCUGACUUUGAGGAGCAAUUCCAGGCGUUCCUGCGUGAGCCACUGUCGUCAGAGGAAUCAUCAGGAGCAGGACCGAGCACAAAGGAAGAUGUUCAGCCAGCUCAAGCAAAUCAUAAAUUUUUCUGGAUGAAGACCAGAGCACUUGAAGAUGUGGAAGGAAAGGACUACAGUGAUGGAGAGAGGGAAAAGCAGAAGACAGAGCAGCAGGAAGGAGAUAUGUCGGGGGACCUGGUGAGGCCAAACAUCCGUCUCAAGGUGCCAGGCUCGGAGGCUGCAGCAGGGGCCGAGGCGGCUGGGGCCCGCACUACGCUGCAGCUGAACCUGGACCUCCUUCCGCGCUCACCAGAGGCAUCCUCCUCCACAGCAGACUUUGUCAGGAAGGAGCAAAUGUUCCAGGAGCGAGGAGGGGGAGGAGGAGGAGGAGGAGGAGGAGGAGGAGAGGACGAAGACGGAGAAGACAAUGUGGAAGCUGCGGAGGUGGAUGGAGAUGAGACGGAUGAGGAGAUCAGCAGCAUCCUCGAGGAGAUGAGCCGCCUGGCCAGCAGCAGUGGGCUCUCACAUGAAGCUGGAAUGGAAGACAGAAGUGUGGAAGAAAUUUUGAAAGAGGCAGAAGAAGUUGUCCGUGAGAGUUCUCAGACAUUUGAGCAGCUUGCUCAUGCAUCAUCAAGAACUAGCUUCAAGUCUCUCACAUCAGACUCAGAGAGUUGUGAAGUUGUGCCUUCAGAUAUUUCUUCGCCAUCGAGUCACAGUGCUAGUAAGUCACGAGAACAUUCUAAGAAAGUUUCUCAGAUUCCCUCCAGUAAGAAUACUUUUAAUGAAUUUAGACAGCCCUCUGUGAUAUCUUCAAAAUCCUUUAUGUCAGAUAUUUCUUCCUUAUCUGAAAGUAAUGAAAAAGUUGACAGCAGAUUAAAGAAAACUGUUAGUAUGCCUUCAGAUGUACAUUCUUCAGUUUCCCUUGGUCCCACCAAGGUAACUGGAUUACCAGACAGAUCUGAUACUGAAAAAUAUGAUGCCUUAAAGCGGACCACAGUUUCUUCUAGUUUUGGUACAAGUGAAAAAAACUUACCUGUUACAGCUUUACUACAUUAUGACAAAUUCAAUAGCCAUGCUGCAGGUGUUGAUAAAAGUGAGGAUUUUAGGAAAGAAGAGCCUGCAAUUACACAAGAAAAAUCUCUUAUUGACACUGGUCAAAGUGCCACAGGGAAACUGUCACCACAGGGCAAGAAAAUCGAUAGAAGUGUCAGUUUCCAAAGUAUGUCGUCACACCGUGAAAAACCUGGAGCAAAAAAAUGGCAUAAAAGUAACGAAAAAGACAGUGAUAAGCCAAGUGCAAAAAAAUCAUUCGGUUUUCAUCAGAAUAGAAAUGCUGGCCAAAGUAGUUCAAAAUCUUUUGUUUCUUCAGGUGCUAAGCGGAACAGUACUGCAAAAUCCAGUGAAAGCAGAGAUUUCACAAAAGAGAUGAGAGAGGAAAGUAUUCACAAGAGCAUCACUGUUAGUAGAGUAAUGCCACGUGAAAAGGAUGUUGAUCCAUCCGCAGCAGGUUCUAGAGGCAAGCAGCUGAAAAGGGAGAGCAGUGCCAGUAGUGUAUCAGAUAAAAUAAGGCAAAUAGUGAAUGAUGUGGUGCGCACCGAGGUGGAGACUGCAGUGAGUGAGGUGAAUACAAAAGUUCCAGGAAAGGGCAGUGAAAGUAAUGCCAGCAAUGGUGCCAGCAGCUGGAGAACAGAGUACAUCCGUGGACUGGAGAGGAAGUACUUGUCAGAUGUCUCAGAAGAGAGUACAAUAUCACAGCCGUCGGAACAGGACAAGAGGCCUACCCAGGGUGCGAAAGUGACAGACGAAUCUCUCAGGAAAGAGACACUGAUGCUCCUCACACUAGAGAAACAGCUUCAGGAGGAGAAGGAAAAGUGUCAAAGGCUACAAGCUGAGUUGGCUUCAGGGGAGAAAGAGCACAAGAAACAAUUAAGUGCAAUGACAAAACAAUACGAGAAGGAAGUUCUGGAAUUGAAAAAGGAAAUAUGCGUCCUGCGAGCAAAGAUAUCAGGGAUGGAGGCUGCAUCUCCUGCUCCCAACUCUGAGCAGAGUGUGCAGAGAGCAGAUGUGAGGGUGGCAUUGAUGGAGGAGGAAAUGCAGCGCCAGGAGCAAAUAAUCGUCAACUAUCAGCGUGACAAUGAGCGCCUCUGCCAGGAGCUCAAGCAGCUGCAGGAGAAGUUAAAGACAAAAGAGGCAGGUUCAACGGCAAGUAAGGGUCCAGCAACAGGUGAUGUGGAAAGGCGAAAGCUCGAAGAUGAGCUGCGUGAGGCUCGAGAAGCUGCUAUUGCUGCAAGAGUGCAAAUGGAUGCAUUGAGGGCAGGGAAGAGGGACCUAGAGGGCACAGUCCGUGACCUCAGGGCAUCACUGGCCGAGACAAAGUCUGAAUUGGAGAGGCAGCGGCGACGCGCAACCUACGGCAUGGGAGGCGGAGCUGCUGCUGGUGGCAAGCCACUGCGGUCCCCCAAGUCCCCCACCACUGCCACCAGGACUGUCAGGCAAAAUGCACAGGAUUCAUCUCGUAUAGAAGAACUGGAACGUGAGUCACGUUCUUUACGGCGAGAACUGGCACUGGCCCAGGAAGAGGCAAAGAAAGUGCAGGCAGCCGCAGAGCGGGAGAGGACGGAGGCGGCUCUGCAGAGAAAUGCCCUGGAGGCGAGUGUGGGAGAGCUGAGCGAGGCCCUCAGCAAGGAGCGAGCACGUGCCAAUGCCGUCGAGAGGGACUCCCGCAACCAAGCGGCCCAGCUGCAGGACAUGACACGCCAGGUGCACGAGCUGGAGCAUAUCCUAAAAAGGAACCCUGUGGCAGCACAGGAGGCAGGCAUUCUGCCAAAAGGUUCUCCAGAAUUCUCGCCACGCGUUAAACACCUGGAAAACAGACUCCAGCAGCUUGAACAACAGCUUAACGAGAGGGAGCAGCAGCACAGAGCUGCAAUAGCAGAUGCCGAGAAGCAGCGUCAGGAACUGAAGUCGCAGUACGAGGAGCAGGUGUCAGACUUGGAGCUACAGCUGCACACAAUGAAACUGCGGCAGCAGCAUGGAGUUUCCCCAGCGUCUACGGCUCCAGCUGCUCCUUCUGCAGCUGCCCCUGCCUCAGCCACCUCACAGGCUCCCACGCCGACACCCACACCCACUCCCACCCCUGCCCCAGCUCCCACAAACCCGUCCAAGGUGCUGCGGCCGCGAUCUGCCCCCACCACAGUAGACGCGCACCUGCUGGCAACGGUGCGUGGCCUGCAGCAGGAGCUGACAGCGCGCGAAGCGGAGGCGCGUAAGCUGGCGCGCGAGCUCGAGGAGAUGCGGCGGGUCAACCGCCGGCUGCAGAAGGAGAGGGAGCGACACCUGCAGCAACAGCAACAGCAGCAGCACCAGCAGCACCAGCACGUCCACACUGCCUCGAAAGGGGAACAAAGAGGGGACAGUCAAAACUGCGCAGCUAGCAGUUCGUCCAGCAGCAGCUUGAGGCAGCGCGGCGGCUCAGGCGACCAGCUGGAUGCAAUGCGCAGGCUGGAGGAGGAAAACAGGGCGCUGCACCAGGAGUUCGCUGCUCUCAAGGCAGACUUCGAGCAGCUGAAAGUGAAGCGCUUGCAGGAUCUGAGUGUGCUUCAAGAGCACCACACGGAGGAGCUGCGCAAAGCACGGGACGAGGGUGCGCGCUAUGGCACGGAUACCCAGGUGGCGGAACUCCAAGGCCAGCUGGCCACACAGCAGCUAGUCAUAGAGCACCUGCAGGAGAAGCUCAAGGAGCUUGAUCUGUGUCAGGAGCAGAUAGUAGUUCUGAAGACUGAACGGGACCAUUUGGAGAACAGUGUUGUGGAACUCCGUAAGAAGAUAUCUGUUCUCCAGACUGACAAUGACCCGGACCAUAUGAAGCUUGCAUCCCUCCAGUCACAACUGCUAACACUGGAGCAGCGGCACGAGGCACGCGAGCAGCGCUUGCAGACAGUGGUGGCUAGUUUGCUGGAGAGGAACGCAGACCAGAGGCGCAGAUUGGCGGGGCUGCACGGUGAUGAGGAUGCGGAUGCCUUGCGGCGCCGUUUGCUGGAGAAGAACCGCCAGCUCGCCGAAUACCGCGCUGAGAUGGACCACAUCCUAGCUGCUCUGCGCCAGUUCUACCAGCAGCAUGGUGAUGCACCCAAUUUUGUUAGCAAAUCGUAGUUUCUUCCUACGUUGCUACUCUUUGUGGGUGUGCAGGUGACAUACUGACUGAAGCUUUUAUUGUGCUUUAAGAUGACCGCAUCCAGUUGCACACUACUCAUAGUCCACAUUCAGCUACUUCGUGUGCUGCUUUACACACUAUUUGUACCUUGGUGUUGAUUGUAGAGCAGUGAGGGCCUCGUCUUUAGUUGUAGUGUUUGUAAAAUAUUGUGUCACAACUCAGGGCCAGAAAUUUGCUUUGGCAAAGACAAGAAUAUGCAAGUGUAGAAACUCGUUGCUACUCUGGGGUUAUUGCUGCUGUGAGUGAAAAUGGAACUAAGAGACAGAGAUUUAUUUAUUAUUUUUUGUAGUGUUGUAACAUGUAGGAAACCCAACAUUGUUAAAUAACGCUGCAUAUCCAUGCUAUUAUUGUUUUAGAAUGCUAGAAUAUUUUCAGAACAUCAGAACAGAGUGCUAGAGAUGAAGAGGACACACGUCUGUUGUGUAAAGCAGUGUGUAAAAAUGUGGGUGGCUUGACAUAGUUACAGUAAACUGCAGAACUCAAAGAAGUUGAAAAAGGUGCCUUUUUUUUGUAACUUGAUAUUCAUCAGAAAGUAGUUCUUUUCUAAAAAGUGUGCACAAUGACUGAUGUGGUGGAAGCUGGUCACAUAUUUAUCUGCAUUACACUCUCCUUCCCUACUUCUUUAAGUGAAUUAAAGAAUUUAGAAUUUCAUUAGGAAACAAAGGUAAAUGGGGAGUGCUUUCGAAAUAUAGGCUACCUCUUGCAUUGUAGUGACGUAAAGACAAGAAAAUUGCAUGGGAUACGCCAGUGCUCUUCUCAGAAGAGACUGGUUGUGUCCUAAAUGUCAUUGUCUGAAAGAGUUAUUUUGUUAGUGGCAGAAAUAUUUAUGCAAUGACCAAAGUUCUGCAGAUAGUUUGCAGUGGAGCCUUGUUCCGUGAAAAACUCUGAAAAUCAUUGAAAAUUUUUGGACAAAAUAUUCAGUCUUAAUUGUGAUGAAGAAAAUGUAAAGGCAUUCAGCAUUUUGAUAUGUUCAAGUCUUGUUAAGUUUCAUUGCCAGAUUCUGCAGUUCAUGUGUUAAUUUGUGGACUGGACUAAGAAGUGAUGACAUUUUUCCAGUAUAUCUUAAGAGCAAUUUGUGUUUGAUGUGCACCUUUGAAACACUCACUGCAUUAUUUGUGCUUCAUCUCUAGCUUUUGACUUUAGAUCCAUGUCUGACAGCCUAAUGAUGUUAGGCCAUUAGAUUGCUUCCAUGAUGUGCAGACGGCAAUUUUUAUUUGGAAUUCUAUGUCCAUUACCAUAUAUUUGUGGUAUAUAAAUGUGCACUGCUGCAACUAGUUUCAUGUAUUUGGAAAACAUAAAGUGAUGGUUUCUAUAAAGAGCAUCAUUUUCCUUCCUGUAUACGAGAAUGCGUAAUUAAUGUUUGCAAAUUGUCAGCUGUGUUGAACUGUAUGGGCUUCAUUGUACAUUAAUGAGUAUUGAAAUUGUUUCUGAGAAAAGAAACAAUUUUUCCAACAGGUAAAAGCAGUCACUUGUGUAACUAAGGUUUUUCAGUUACUGAAGGUGACAUUAGUAUGCACCUUGGGACUCAUGUGUCUGGCUUCACAGUUUUCUGAUGAUUGUUCAUCAUUCCCGUCCUUCAGUCUCCGUCAGUUUGACUAGUUGUAGAGUAAUAUAUGUAACCUACUGCUGUGCUGCAGCCCUGCAGGUUCAGUGUUAAGAAUCUGCAGUACUUGUAUUUAUUAGAUUAGGGUGUCCAUAUACAGCUGUUACUGCCAUAAAAUAAAUAGAUCAGAAAGUAGAUAUUUCAUGUGUCAUAUGUUUGAGUUCUAUUGUAUUGUGUUAAAACAUGCAGUUUAUGUCUUUGACUAAAUUACAAGAAGUUCUUUAGUCCUUGUUCAUGUGCAUAUAAAUGAAUAGUAUUGAAGGUUUGUAUUACAUUUAUUUUGUCAUAUUGACAACAAGUAAAAUUUUGCUCUUAAACUUAUUCAACUUCGACCUUAUGUGACCUAGUUACUUUGACAAAUACCUUAUUGAUUCAAUAGUCUUCUGUGUAUGUGGGCCCAUAGCCAUUGUAAAUUGUUUCAGGGAAGUCAUUGUCCAGCAUACGUUGUUUUUAUUUUUGGGGAAAAAAAAUAUUAUUUCAUGUUGUUUCCCCCCCCCCCUGUUAACCAGUGUUACCCCCUUGGGCAUUUUCAGGCUAUUUGCACAUAUGUGAAGCCCAUCUGUAACAUGAUGAAAUGCAACCCUCGUGCAGAUCUUUGUCACAAGCAUCAGCCACACCAAAUCCACUGGUUCACAUUUGAAAUAAAACUGCACGUGAAAUGGUCAACAUCUGAAAAUUAAAUGGCAUGUGUGUCAGCGAAUUUAAUUGUAUGCUUUUGUACAGUUAAAUUUGCUGAUAUGAAUGACAUUUCAUUUUUAGAUUUUGAUUAUGUCAUGUGCAUUUUUUUUAAUAGGAACCAACAGAUUUAUUGUGGUUAAUGCUGGUAUGGCAACAAAGACCUACAUAAGGGUUCCAUUUCAUCAUGUAGCAGACGGAAUUCACAUCUGUGUAAGCAGCUUGAAAAUGCCCAAAGGAGCAAAAUGAUCCAAUAGCGAAAAAUCAUGAAAUAAAAUGUUAAUUUCAAAAAUAAAAACAGCCUACGCUGGACAUUCUCUUCCAUUAAGUAACUUAUUGGUUGUUUUGCAUUGUUCCUACAAACCUACACGGUAUGUCUUUCUUCUUAGAUACUGUACACAAGAUUUCAGAGCUAAUGUUACUUGUAAUUCAUGUGCUUGUUUAUUUGUAUUGUCAUUAUGAUGCAUUAACAAUCAAAUCUGAAUGCAGCCUCUGUUUGUGUAAUUCUAUAAAUUCAUAAAAAGUGGUAACUUGUGCAACUACAAAGAAUCUCAUGUAAAAAGUCUUAUUCAAGUGAAUUCAACUAAUUCUUUUUUUAAAAAAGAAAUUAAUGUAACUUAUGUAUUAUGGAAAAUGUACUUUAAGUAUUUUCAUGUAAAUCCAUAAUGUGUAACCCACACCAUAUUUCUCUAAUGUCCUAUUGCUUAUUCUGCUUGUUUGUGAAUCCACUUCUUUCUUAUAACCAUCUACUAAUAAUAGGUAUGAAAUUAUAGAUGAGGUGGCUAAGAUGUGUUUGACAAGUGCAAGAUUCUGAGAAGUGUAAUCACUGUUUAAGAUUGUUGGCUUGGCUAAUUUUUGGUUGGGUACCACUCCCCUGAUAUAUGGAUAUUGUUGUUCACAUUAAAUCCCCUCAGAACCUUCACCCCUUCUGCUAAAAUCUAAUAGGGUAGUACAAGGUGCUAUUCUUUUCCCACCUUUGUUGACAAUACUGAAAGAAAGAAAAAAAACUUACUUUCCAAUCUUUCCCAGUUAAUCCUUCAUCAGAAGGGUAUCUUUGAGUUUGUGCAAUGUACAAGAAGGGGAAGUACAGGGUAAAUAUGAAUUGUGGUGGCAUUUGGGGAAGUACCUUCCAAAGAGAAUAACGUCCAUUUGUUAUAAUAUGCACACACUUAAAUACUGGAGUUGAUAAAUCUUGGAAAAAAAAUAUUUUCAUAUAUUGUGAUUUUGUUACAAAAAAUUUUACAGUCAUUUAUGAGAGUAUAAAUUUCGGCAAGUGUUGGGUCACUGAGUAAUGUAACUCCAUCUCAAAAAGUCAGGUGCAUCAUAUAGCAAAAUACCAUUAUAUAGGAUUGCUGUUUCAGAAGACACUUAAAAUUUCUUAAUAUUUUUUGAUAAAUUUAGGUAUGUGAGAAAGCAAUAGUGUUGAAAUGGAAAAAAAGCAAGCCUUCCAAAUUUCCUGUUUCUAGCACACACAUUUAUUAGAUUUGGUGGAACCUCAUCCACAGCUUUUUUUGUAAUUAAUAUUGAUUUUGCUUUCAGAAAUUGGUAAUAAUCAAGAGCUUUUCACUGAAGAAUCAGCAGAUAGAAGGCCUGCAACUGUGGAAAUACUUAUGUGUUACAUGAUUAUGUGUAUUUGUUGUGCCAGUACUGCCAUGUUAUAUGGGAAGUACUGAAUGAGCAGUAAAGUAGUGAUUUAUACAAAUUCUCUUGUUUACAAUGUCACUUUUUAUGACAUGUUCGUGUGUGUUUGUCACUUGUAUGCUUAAAAGUAUAUAAUUAUUUCAUAAAUAUAGUCAGUGAUAGCAUCAGUUCAUUGUUGUACAUGCUUACUGGUACUAUUGUAUAAUACAACGAUGUGGAAAACUUUAGGGAAAAACCUCAACACGGAUACUAUGUUCUCCUUCAUUUACGCCAAUUUUAUAUUGUAAGGUAAAUGAUUUGAUACAUGUCCUUAGUUCUUUUUGUUUUGUUCAGACAGAAAUGUGACUCAUGACAAAAAGUAUAAAGGUCAUACUGAAGCUGUAAUGGGGAGCUGAUAAUUUUUUUUGUCUUUUUUUUCAUUUUUCUGUGUGUUCUCACAUUACCUUAAUGAACUAUUUUGUAAUAUUUUGCUUAAUUACUUGUCUUAAAUAAAAAUAUUGAAAUGUAAGUUUUGGAAAUAACAUUGAACCUUCUGUCGUACAAAAAACUCUAUAUAUAGGUUUGUUUUUUCACCACACAUACAACUAUAAAAAAGAUAAGUGUUGUCCAAAUAAUAGAAACAUUCUGUAAGAAGUACCAUGGAAUGGGAUUUAUUUAAGUUUGUCUUUGUCUCUGAUACCAACUCCCUUUGUGAACUGUUUAUUGUUGAUGCUGCUGUCUAAAAUAUAAGCCCCAUAAGAGUCAGUGGCAGUAGUAGAAAAAAAAAAACUAUUCAAUUCUAUAAUAAUUUUGAAAAGUGUACAGAAAUGAACACGCAAACAGUAUCAUCUCUAUUCACAGUACAAAGUCAGUAUCUGAUUUUAUAGAUACUAAAGCUGCACCAUCCUGAAGAACUUGUAUGCAAAUGUAGCUAUCACUCACAAGAUUUCGUCGUAAAUUUCAGAAGGUCUCGACCCAUCUUGCCAGUCAAAGUUUGAUUCCUGAUUUUUUGAAGCACUGUCUCUGAGUUACUGGAAUAUUUGUGUGUUAGUUAUUCACAUAGGACAGAGCAAAAGACUGCAGCCAAUACACAGUGCCAAACAAUGAAUAAGGCAAAGGGGAACAAAGCAAACAUAACACAUAAGAGGAACACACAAUUAAAUGAGACAGAAGUUCUCAACUAUCAAAAUUUAAAAAUAAUAUUGAAAUUACUUUUUUGACAGUUAAAUUAUUUCUGUCGUUUUAAGCAACAGCCAAAUGGUCUGAUCCUCAGUUGCCACCCAGUGAUUAAAUUGUUGUUUGACAGUCAACAUUCUAUGAAACACACAACUGCAACUGAUUUUUUGUUUGUGAAUGGUACAUGUGGUAUGAUUAAUGAUGCCAUUUCAGCAUCAGUAGUUUGGAGGUAGAAAUUUAUCUAAGCUUUAGUCCCUCCUGCCCUCAGAGCCUUAAAGUAUGGCAAGUAUGUACUGAAGAAGCAUGCACAGAUGUCAGACCAGGUACAAUAUGGUUUAGAUACUGUGUUCUGAUAGUCAUGUAUCAUGUUGACACAAUGACUGAGGAACCUGGAUGAUAUGUCAUCGAAGUUCAUAGGAGGCUUCAGGCUAUAACAGAAGUAAUGCUAUUGAUAACCUGCAUAGGUAAAAUCUUUUAUUGGUCCUGAUGGUUUGUUUACAGUCUUAUAAUAUUUUUCUUAUUUGCAAUGUAUCAGUGAUUUUUUCCUUCUCAGAAAUUCAUUUGCAUAUUAUGACAUACGAGUAAAACCAAUUAAAGCAGACAAAAGAAUCUUUAUUGUUUUCCUUCUUGAUGAGAAACAAAAAUGUAGUUGUAAACAUUGUUUCACUGAGCACUCAUUCAAUAUAAAUGUAAUACAAGAAUGCAAUAUUUUAAUUUGCACAAUUUUUCACAUUAUUUCAAAGUGAAAUGAAACUAUCAUAUGGCAUUAUUGGCCAGGAGACCCCAUCUGUUUUUUUUUUUUUUUUUUUUUUUUUUUUUUCUGCUGUUUGCCGCAAGCUUCACUAUUUGACACCACUCUGGUGACAUGCACAUUGGUGAGAUGGAAUGUUUAGGAUGCAAACACCCAGUCCCCGAACAAAGAAAAUCUCUGACCUGUGUGGGAAUUGAUCCCAGGACUCUGCAAUCUAGAGGCAGCUACGCUAACCGCACGCUGCCGACUGUUUCGUGGUAAACGCUGCUUAAUCCUUUUUGUGUCACUAGCAGAUUACUCCAAUACUUAGGUUUGAAGUUGGUGGGCUGGGUUGUGUAUUAUUUGUGGUACUGUAGGUACUGUGGUUAAUAUCUCUCAUACAGUACUCGUGCAUUAACUGAAAACUUUAUUAAACUGAUGAAUGUUAUACAGCGUUGCAAUGCUUUCACCUUCAUUAGAAAGUAAAGUGAUGGCCAGAUGAAAGCUGUAAGUGUAAUUGGUGAAGUGCCUCCUAAUACCAGUGACAACAGAUAUGUUGCCUGUUAAACAGACAGGAGAAUUUGUGCAUAUUGAGCGGAGGGGCAUCACAGUUACAUAGCAAGCUCAUACUUGGAAUCUUUUUUAAUUUAUUGUCUUUCUUUCAUAAUUUAGGUUUUCAGUGAUUUUAUUAUGAAUGAAAGUAAUAAUCUUAAAUAGACAUUGUAUGAUCAGAAGUCAAAUGAAGCUCAUUUCACAAAUAAUUAUGUCUUGUGCUAUGUUCUAGUUAUCUGAUCCCUAAUCUUAUCAUAUUGCAAGGACUUCUAGAUAAAAUCUGUAUUUUCUACAUGAUUAUGUCUACACAGGUAAAUAUUAUCUUAGUAUACUUUUGUAAGAGCUUCCGACCAAUUUUAUUUGUUUCAAAGAAAAAGUAAGUUGGGGAACAGUCAAUUGCAGUCUCUGGUAGUGCUUGAAUGUUCCAUUUUGUUUUCUAUUUUAUUGUUCUACGAAAAUUAAGAAACAUGCCAUUCCUUUUAAGAAUUCUGCUCCUCACAGUGAUGAUGGAUUGUAAUAUGUUUUUAAUAAGCCUGGAAAAUUAUAUUUAUUCAGUUUAUAUUACUAGUAGCUAUUUUCUUGAUUGUCAGUGAACAGUAAAAGACAAUAACUUCAGUGGAGUAGUAUGGAUUGUUUUUUGAAUCCUCAAUAAAGUUGUUGAAGGUUA